Vitrella brassicaformis is the source of this 8097-nucleotide messenger RNA. The record is from the annotation of a GenBank genome assembly. NCBI's taxonomy places the organism in Eukaryota, Vitrellaceae.
CUGCGAAUCUGAAGGCUCUGGAGUUCGUUCUGCUUACUUGCGACCACUCUCUGAUGCUCAAAGUGAAGCGGCAACUGCUGUCGAUCGACCCCUGAGGCCUUCGGUGAAACAAGGACUCGCGGCGGCCGUAACAGGUGUGUGGGGAUGCAUCAAGUGGCCACGAUCCAUCUUUCGUUGCACCACUUUCCUCUGCUUGCGUCUGUGCUGUGUUGUGUUGUCAGUGACCGAUGGCUGACGAGCGGCCAAUCGCGGACCCGUUCGAUGCCUUUGAGGAGGAGGCAGUCGAGGAUGAGCAACAGGUCGAUGCCGAGAAGAAAUCCCUCGAUGCCGUCGCCCCCGCCGCAGCCAAGGCCAGGAGGCAAAAACGCCGCGGCCAUGUGCCGACUGUGACGCAGAUCCUCAGCCACGAGCUGACGAAGCUCGCCAACGCCAGCUGGGCGUCGGCGGCCCCUCCGCCCUUCACACCUCAGCUGAUCGAUGACAUCUACGGCACACUGAGGGAGUCGGACUUCGACCUCAGCAAAAUGAUGAUCCUCGAGUACAGCGGCUACCUCGAGGGCCACCUCUGGCCGCACUACGGCGAUGAGGCCUCCCUCACACACGUGCUGUCGAUCGUUGUCAUGAUCAACGAGAAGGUGCGGCAGGGGGUGGAGGUCUGGGAGACCAUCGGGGUGGCCUUCAAGGCCACCGCUGCGAUGCCUCAAGACGAUCCCAAGGUGCGGUCGUUUUUUCGGAGGGUGUUUACGAUCCCCGCCGAGCAGCUGUCGAUGAAGGAGCAGACCAUCCUGACGACAUUCCUAAUCAACACCUUCCAGUCGUUCGAGCAGCCACGCAUCCGCAAGGAGGGCCUGUCGGUGUGCAGCCCGCUGAUCUGGCACCACCUCACGGAGCCUGUGCGCGACUCGCUCAUCAGUGAGCACCCCCCGCUGCAGAAGAUCUGGCGGUCGACACUUAAGAAGCUGCAGAAGGGCGGCCAGCAGCUCGAGAGAGACUACCUCCACAACCAACUCGAGAGCUUCCUGCUGUUCAUUGAGGAGACCCUCGCGCCAAAGGCCGUCAUCGACGGGGACGAGCUGGCGUAUAUCGAGCGCUUUGUGGAGUGGAUGAUCGACCUGCUCAACCAGCUGGCGACGCGCCGGUGGUUCCGGCCUCUGCUGCAGUCGAAGCAGUUUGAGGUGCGGUGUCGGCUGACGGGCAUCAGCGAGAGGGAGGAGGGGAAGCUGUUCGGCCAGCUGCUGGACAUACUGCGGUUCUAUGAGGGGUUUGAGAUCAACGAUCACACAGGUGCGUGUGUGGGUGGGGGAGGGGGAGAAAAGGGCCAUGGAUGGAUGUGGGUGUGCUGUGUUGGUGUGUGGUGUGUAGGUGAGCCGCUGUCUCACCUGGAGAUAUCUGAGCGGCACUACCACAAGAUGCAGCAGUUCCAGCGAGUGUGCUUCCACACCUACCCAGACACACUCAAAGACGUCAGCAGCCCAACAACCACACACUCACACGCCAAACAACACACGCCCACCUAUCUCUCUCUCUCUCUCUCUCCCACUGCCCUAAUCAGGUGUCACUGCGGUCGAUCAGUUCGAUCGAUUCGCGCGAUUCUCUGUCGUCCAUCCUGACGCCCCUGCCCCUGGACACUCUGGCGGGCCUCACCGAGCAGCUCCACCUCAUUCGCAUGGCUGACCUGCUCGGCGGGGGGGACAACGACAGCAACAGCAACAGCACUGCUGACGGCGUCCCGGGAAGCAAGCUGGUGAAUGGAGUAACCGGCGAGAAGGAGAAGGAGAAGGAAAAGGAAACGAGGGCUCGGUGGCGCAGCCCCAAGACGCUCAAGGCAUUCCUCGUCGAAGUUAUCAUCAGCCGACUCGAACGACGCGUGAGCACCCUCCACCAACCACACCCCUCAUACGUGUCGAUGGCACUCAUUCCUCUCUCUCUCUCUCUCUCUCUUUGUCUGCCUGUCUGGCUACGUGGGCUUUUGUCAGCCUGACCAGCUGUCCCAGAUUCGGUCCAUGCCGCUGUACCCGACUCAGGAGGUGUUGUGGGACCCCAACCUGGUGCCGGCGGAGCACUACCAGGGGGAGUUCUCACUCGCACUCCCCAAACUCAACCUGCAAUUCCUCACCAUACACGACUACCUGCUGCGCAACUUCAAACUCUUCAGGUCGGUCGGCGGCUUGCUGGAGGGGCGGGGACACGUGUGGUGGUUUUUAUUGCAUGUAUGCAGGCUCGAGUCGACGUAUGAGAUCCGUGAGCACCUGGAAGACGUCAUUCUGCGCGUCAGGCCGGUGAAGGUCAGUGAGUCAGUCAGGGAAACAGACACGCAGGCAGUGGGAGCGGUGCAUGUGUGUGCACAUGUGCUGUGUCCGUAUGUGUGUGUCUGUGUAGGAUGUGACUGUGCGGACGGCCACUCGCUUCGAGGGCCAGGCACGCAUGGCCGUCACAGUGGAGGACUUCAGCAUCGCUGUCGUCAAAAAACCUAAGGUACACAGACUCCAAACACACACAUCGAUAGAAGGAAGGAUAUCCUCUGUGUGUGUGUGUGUGUGUGUAGGUCGGCGAGACGGUGCCUUCCGAGGUGCGUGCCGAGGUGGUGUACAACCUGGGCGGCCUGCAGCCACACAUACGCCGAGAGUGGGAAGAGCUCAGGCAAUUCGACGUCCUUUUCAUGGUCACUCACACACUGGGAUAGAGGGCCGAUCGUUCCACACACGUGUUUCGUUGUCGCUAUCUCCCUGUGCUUUGUAUGCAGUUGGCCAUGAUGGGGUCCGAGGAGCCGGUGCAGGGCCGCGUGGGCGACAUCCCCAUCACAGAGUUCCCUGAGAAAUUCGGCAUCAUCGCCGUGCGGUCAGCAGCAAACACACAGACACACACAGAAACACGGACAGCGGCCCCACUGUGUGUGUGGUGGUGGUGGUGGUGUGUGUGUCUAUACGUUAUCUAUCUAUCAAUCAGUGGUGCCGAGAUCAUCGAGAUCUGUGACGAGGACGGCCAUGUGGUGUCGGACCCCAACCCGAUGGAGAGACGGCCGCCGAGGGGCCACAUGCGCACCGCGCGCAUACUCCUCGACCCCGCGCAAUACCAACUCGACCUUGACGCACUCAAGGUAACUAAGUAUGGUGAUCGAUACACAUGACACACAGACACACAGAGGGAGAGGGAGAGGGAGAGAAGGCCGGGUGAAUUUCUUUUUGGUGCGGGUCGUGUCGUGUGUAGGACACCGGUUUGGAGGAGCUGUACGGAUCGUUCAAUCUGCUGGUGCGUCGCCGGCCCGAGGAGAACAAUUUCAAGGCCAUCCUGCAGACCAUACGCAGCAUCAUGGACGACCCUGAAGGCACACAGGCUGUCGUACCCGGUGAGUUCGUAGCGUACGCACUGCACACCCACAGCACACACACAGGCAUGGACAUACAUAUGAGUGUGUUGAUCUGUAUGUGUCAGAUUGGCUGCACGAUUUGUUUCUGGGUUACGGCGACCCGGGGUCGGCUCAGUACUUCAGGCUUGACACACAGAUCCCUGGUGGGCAUGGCAUGCGCACCUAGGGCAUUCACACACGGCCGCAUGAUGCAUGGCGUGUGAGUGACAGACAUUGAUUUCCUGGACACCUUCCUGGACCGCUCCCACCUGACCGAGUCCUUCCCGGACGCCGAAGGGGUCACCAUCCCCGAAGGUCACCUCACCUCACCCAGCCACACAGACAGUGUACUCCCUCCCUCACUGCGUGUUGUGUCAUGCUGCACACACACAUCAGGUCUGUCGCCUCCCUACCGGGUCAAGUUUGAGCGUGCCGGCGACCCCCCGUCUGCCGACCAGCGGCCGCCAGAGAGGCUCGCCGUCACCACCUACACGCGACCAAACAAGGUAGCUUCGCAUCAUGCCGUUGAAUCAGCAGAAUCACAUGUAUGCGGUGUGUGUGUGUGUGUAGGGUCCGUACCCCGAGUGUGCGUAUCGCGUCAACGGUGUUCGGUUCACGCCGGCCCAGGUGGAGGCCAUCCGCUCGGGCGUCAACCCGGGACUCACCAUGGUCGUCGGACCGCCAGGAACUGGUCGGUGCUCUCACGGCAUUCAUACACACACACCGAUGGAUGGAUGGAUGGAUGAAUGGAUGUGUCUGAUAUUGUGUGUGUCAGGCAAGACCGACACGGCGGUUCAGAUCGUCAAUUUGCUAUACCACAACUUCCCCAACGAGCGGACCCUACUCGUCGCCCACUCUAACCAGGUAACCACACACACACAAACACACAAUGGACACACACAUGAAGGGCCCCUCUAUGUGUCUUGAAACAGGCGCUGAAUGAUCUGUUUGAGAAGAUCGUGGCUUUGGACAUCGACGAGCGGUAUUUGCUGCGUCUGGGUCGUGGCGAGAGGCUGCUUGAGAUGGACAAGGACUUCAGCAAGUGGGGGAGGGUCAACCACAUGCUGCUCAGACGCAUCGAGUGCCUCGACAAAGUGGGACGACUCGCCACAUCACUCGGACUCAGGUAGGUCACCUGACCCCACAAAACGCACCACACACAGACACAGACACAUUGUGUGUGGCAAUGGAUGGAUGGAUGGAUGGGUGGGUUUGUCAGUUCUGACGUGGCGUAUUCCUGCGAGACGGCCGCCCAUUUCUACCUCUACCACAUCGUGUCACGCAUCGAGGAGUACAGACUCAACCUCACCAAAGCAGGUAUGUAUGCAUCAGACAAACACCCCACACACGCCCUCUCCCCUCCAGUGCACCGCUGUCUGCACUGCCUGUGUCAGGUGCCGACGGCUCCAACUUGGCAUCGAUAUGGCCCAAGGUGCAGCGCGCGCACGAGAAGGAGAUCAGGAAGCAUGCCGCCGAGCGCGAGAGGCGGCGGAGGGCGCGAGGCAUCAAGGACAACCAGCCUACCAUCGAAGAGAUCAUCGAGAACCCUUACGCAGGAAAGGUACGCAUUUCCCUCCCUCCCCCCUCUACACACACACGGAUACACACGCAUCCCGCUGUCUGUUCUGUGUCAGCGGAAGCGCCCCGGCAAGUCGGCUCGCGAGCGUCUGAAGAAGCGUCGUCAGGAGCUGAUGCACCAGCUGGCCGAGGAGAGGCUGCAGCAGAAACUUGCGGACAUGGAGAAACGCAAAAAGGCAAUGGUGCCCGACCAGGCAGAGGCAGAGCCAGAUGGCGACAACGAGGCUGAUGCGCCCAUGGCCGACACCGCACAGCAGGAACAGCAGCAGCAGGACGGUGUGCCUGGUGGUGGUGACAAGAAGGUUGACACGAAUGGUGGCGAGGGUGACCACCCGAUGGGCGAGGGCGGGAGUGAGGCAGCCGGGGAGGGGGAGGAGGAGGAGGAUGAGGAGCAGGACAUGAUCGACGAGGAGAGGAUGGGCAUCGACUACUCGAAAACACCCGAGGUCAUCCACUCCACACACACAUACACUCACCUCACCCACUCACACACACACAGAGACCACAUGACAAACAACACGCGCAUCCAUCCGUCCAUCUCUGUCUCUCUCUCUCACUCAGGAUCUGCUGGCCUCUGGUCAUUCGGUGCCCCAGCUGCUGUUCCCCUUCCGUGAGUUCUUCGCCGACGCCCCCCAGCCGCUCUUCACCGGCGACCACCAGCACGACCUCGACACGGCAGAGGGAUGCUUCAAGUACUUCGAGCACCUCUUCAAAGAGGUCGACGAGUGCCACGCCUUCGAGCUCCUGAGGAACCAAACCGAACGGGCCAACUACCUCCUCACGUCAGCCCAGCCACACACACACAUACACACGACUGUGUGGGUAUGGGUGAGUGUGUGUGUGUGUGUGUUGUGUGUGCAGUAAGCACGCCAAGGUGAUAGCGAUGACCUGCACCCACGCGGCGUUGACGCGUCACAACCUGAUCGACCUGCGCUUCAAGUACGACAACCUCAUCAUGGAGGAAAGCGCGCAGAUACUCGAGGUCAGCGACAGACGAGCAAGGACAAGGAAGGUCCAUGAGCCGAUUAUGCAUCUGUGUGUGUGUAGGUUGAGACGUUCAUCCCCAUGUUGCUGCAGCAGUCAGAGAGAGGUGGGCAGGUAGCACAGGCCUGCCUCAUGAGCAGCCAGGGGUUUGAUCAUCGUCUCUCUGUGUGCCCUCCACACAGGGGUGAGUCGCCUGAAGCGUGUGGUGCUGAUUGGAGACCACCACCAGCUGCCACCGGUCGUCAAAAACAGGGUACCACAAACCGCAGAAGAACCCAACACACUGCACUCUCUGUCCAUCCCUCCAUCCCUCCGGGCAUUUAUCGGUCCAGGCGUUUCAGCGGUACGGCCACCUGGACCAGUCUCUCUUUUCGCGGUUCGUGAGGCUGCAGACGCCCACAGUGCUGCUCGACAAACAGGGACGCGCCAGGCCGGAGAUCGCCACACUCUACAACUGGAGGUAUGGACACACACACCACAAACACACCGACGGAUGCCGUGGUCUGACGGGUGUAUUCGUAUGACUGUGUGUGUGCAGGUACGAGGGCCGGCUUGGCGACCUUCCCAAAGUGACCGCCGAGCCCGAAUACCUGGUCAGCCACACGACCAUCGGACAUACCGACACACAGGCAGUCCUUAUGUGUGCUCGUUGUGGCUGAUGUGUGUGUUGGUUGCUUCCACCAGACGGCGAAUGGUGGUCUGUGUCACGUGUACCAGUUUGUGGAUGUGGGUGACUUCGACGGUCGAGGUGAGAGCGCCCCGCAGCCCUUCUUCUACCAGAACCUCGGCGAGGCCGAGUACAUGGUCGCACUCUACAUGUUCAUGAGACUCAUUGGUGAGCGGCAAGCACCCUGUGUGAGUCAUACUCACAUCCGUCUCUCUCUCUCUCUCUCUGUCUCUCUCUCUCUGUGUGUAUGUGUGUGUGUGUGUUGUGUAGGGUAUCCCGCCAGCAAGAUCACCCUCCUGACGACCUAUAACGGCCAGAAGGCCCUACUCAAUGAUGUCGUCAGGAAAAGGUCAGCCGGCUGGCCAGCAAGAUCGACACACGACCAUGCUAUGCUCGCCUUCACUCAUGUAUACUGCAUCCAUCUGUGUGGAUACGUAUAUGUCAGGUGUGGAUGGAAUCCCAACAUCGGCCUGCCGGCCAAAAUCGAGACAGUCGACCGAUACCAAGGGCAACAAAACGACUGUACGCAAAGGCCGAGGGGAUGACACCUUCCUGUGGGAUGACACCUCCCUGUGUGUAUGUGUCUGUUUGUGUGUUCAGAUGUGCUGCUGUCAUUGGUGCGGACCAACAGUGUGGGCCACAUCCGCGACAUCAGGAGGCUGGUCGUCGCCAUGUCACGCGCACGGCUCGGUACGCGCCUGCCCGCCACACACGAUCUUUGUGCGGACACAUAGAUACGCCGCGCCACGUCUGUCCGUUUGUUUGCUGUGUGUGGCGGGUCUGCAGGUCUGUAUGUGUUCGGUCGGCUUGAGCUGUUCGACCAGUGCAUGGAGCUGGCACACGUCUUCUCGCUCUUUAAGGAAAGGUACGGACGUCGGCUGGCUGAAUGACCACGUGCAGUGCAGUGCACACGACAGACACCACACACCUGUGUGUGUCGUGUUGGUGUGGCGUCAUGUCAUCAACCAGGCCCACACAGCUGGCCCUCGAGUUCAGCGAAUCCUUCCAGACCGACAGACAGGUACGCACCGCAUCCAUCCCAUGCACACACGCCGCCACACCCCUUGAUGCGAUUGAAUCACAUUCACUGCCGUUGCCGUGCGUGUGUCAUGGGUGCAGCCCUCCGAGAGCGGCACCGCCCGUCUGGUGAGUGACGUCGAGGCCAUGUGGCGGCUGCUGGACGACAAGAACCAGGAGAUCGUCAAGCGCAACGCCCCCACCACCGCCCCGCCAUCCUUCCCGCCACCGCCCCUCCCACCCCCCGCCGCAGCCAGACCUCUCCCCAUCCCAGAUGUCAACGCCGUUAGGCCGCCACCAGGGCUGCGCGGCGGGGUGCUGCGCGAGCAGGAUGACACCCAACAAGUCGAUCAGGGUGGGGAGACCAUGCAGCUUGACGAGGGAGAGGGCGGGGCAGCCGAGGAGCUGCCGAAGCCGGAUGAAACAGAAAGGCCGAUGAGUGAUGAGUGAGACACUGGCUGAGAUUCUGAGAGUGUGAGUGCGUGUUUCAAUGGAUCUGAACGUG